Messenger RNA from Ectocarpus siliculosus, 1362 nucleotides. The record is from the annotation of a GenBank genome assembly. Lineage: Eukaryota; Phaeophyceae; Ectocarpales; Ectocarpaceae.
AUGACGAUGAACAUCUACAUGCUGGUGAAUCUCUUUCCCUACAGUGGGACGAUGGUGAAGCAUCUCCUCUCGCUGGACACGAACGAAGUCGGUUUCUACGCCGGCUACGUGGCGAGCUCUUUCACGUUCGGGCGGUUCUUGAGUGGCUAUUUCUGGGGCUUCGUCACCGACCGCCUCGGGAGGAAACCGGUGAUCAUCAUGGGCCUGCUGUCGAUGAUUACCUUCUCCGUGCUCUUCGGGAUAUCCAGGAGCUACACUAUGGCCAUUACAACGAGGUUGGUUCUCGGGCUGACAAACGGCAUCAUGCCCGCCCUCCGAACCACGCUGAGCGAGGUUUGCGGGAAGAAGCACGUCGUCCGAGGGAUGACCUACACUAGCGCUGCUACGGCCAUCAGCUUGAUUUUUGGCACGGGAAUCGGCGGCCUCUUGGCGCAACCAGCUCUGCACUACCCGGGCUUUUUUUCCGCAACCGGCCUGUUCGGCAGGUUUCCGUUCCUGCUUCCGAACCUGAUGGGGGCGGUGAUGUCGGUUCUCACCCUCAUCCUCAUCGUUUUCUUCCUCCCAGAGACAAAGGAUUACGUCGAACAGCACAGCGGUGUUGCCGACGAGGUUUCGGUGUCCAAGAAGGGAGACGAGCCCGGGCUGCUCGGACCAAGCGGGUUGCUGGCCACACCGCACGUCAAAAUGGUUCUUUUCCUCACGUGCAUCAUCUCGACCGUUUCGAUCGGUUUCGACGAGGUGUACCCGCUGUUCGCGUUUAGCACCCCGGACGUCGGAGGGCUCGGCUGGAGCACCGUAGAGAUUGGAAAGGUGUUGGUCAUGACGGGCGUCCUUAUGGCAUGUUGCCAGCUGCUUUUGUUCCCGCCUCUCAUCAAAAUGGUCGGCAUCACGACCUGGCAACGGCUAGGCUGCCGGAUCGGAAUCGCCGCGUUCCUGGCUAUCCCUGCGGUUAAUGUCUUCAGCUGGAACUUCAACUCUCUUGUCGGCGUUUCCGUAGCGGCCAACACGCUCGCAAAUUGCAGCUGCGGGGCGGUCGACCUGGCACUGUCCAUCGGGUCAACCACUCUGGUUCCGUCGAACAUGCGGGGGAAGCUCGGCGGGCUUUUCAACACGGCGGAAAGCCUUGGUCGCUUCAUAGGUCCGGCCGGCUAUGCGAUUGUAUACGCAUGGUCUGUGUCUCCCUCCACGCUUGACGCUUUCGGUGGCUGGGUGGACCACCGCUUCGUGUUCUACGCGUCCGCUGCGGCUCUGGCUUUGGUGGCAGCACUCGCCUGGAGAACGCUCACUACGGAGAACUUGAUGAAGCCAGACGGCUGUCGUGGCACGGAUUCAAAUGCGAACGUCGUUGGUGUUAGUGUUUGA